Molecule: messenger RNA, 1758 nt
Organism: Neltuma alba
Lineage: Eukaryota; Viridiplantae; Streptophyta; Magnoliopsida; Fabales; Fabaceae
Product: vacuolar fusion protein MON1 homolog
Biological process (GO): protein targeting to vacuole; vesicle-mediated transport
Source: RefSeq, a predicted model, not a curated record
GCCAGCCAAGCAGCUCCUGCGACUGGCAGCCCAAGAUUUCAAAUUCGCGAAGUAAUUCCACAUCAAUCAUAGAAUCAAGACCUGAUUGCGAUUUCAGACUAUACUGACGAAAAAUUGCCGCAGAUGCCCUCCGAUACGGGUUCUUCCGCCUCCGACCGUGACCUCGACCCCGAGCCUCAAUCGGUUGGAGAACAAUUGGCUUCGGUCACAUUGUCCGUCUCCGGUGGCGAACCAUCGUCCCGUCAAGAAACAAACGGCGUUGUCCUUGAGUCUGUCAAUCAGAACACUCAAUUUGUAAUGGAGGGACAAGUUCAACGCAAUUCAGUUCCUGCUGAUGAAAUUGGUGAGGCUAGGGAGUCUGCAGACCGCGACGUCGUAUGGGGGAGGACCGCUUCGGAGAUUGAGCUGGAUGGGCUGUCCAGCCCUAGCAGUAGUGGGUAUGCUGGUGAAAGGGGCAGCAGCAGUGCGACUAGCGGUUCGGUAGGAGACGACGUGGUUGAACCGGAUGAAAUUGAGGAGACGGGGAAAGAUGUUAGAGUCGAUGAAGUCUCUGAUUCCCAACCGUCCUGGGUAUCUGCAAAACGACAUGUAGAUGAGGAUGACGCUUCCAUAUCAUGGAGGAAAAGGAAGAAGCAUUUUUUCAUUCUGAGUAAUUCUGGCAAACCAAUAUAUUCGAGAUAUGGGGAUGAACACAAGCUUGCAGGAUUUUCAGCUACUUUGCAAGCAAUAAUUUCCUUUGUAGAGGACGGGGGUGACCGUGUCAAAUUGUUGAGGGCUGGAAAGCAUCAGGUUGUUUUUCUGGUGAAAGGACCAAUUUAUUUAGUUUGCAUCAGCUGCACAGAAGAACCUUAUGAGUCGUUAAAAGGGCAAUUGGAGCUUAUUUAUGAUCAGAUGUUAGUUAUAUUGACAAAGUCAGUGAACAGAUGUUUUGAGAAGAAUCCAAAGUUUGACAUGACACCACUGCUUGGAGGAACAGACAUUGUCUUCUCUUCUCUUAUACAUUCUUUCAGCUGGAAUCCAGCUACAUUUCUUCAUGCCUAUACUUGUCUUCCUCUUGCAUAUGCUACAAGGCAAGCUGCCAGCGCUAUCUUGCAAGAUAUUGCUGAUUCAGGUGUUUUGUUUGCAAUACUAAUGAGCAGGCACAAGGUAGUCAGUCUUGUUGGUGCUCAGAAAGCUUCUCUUCAUCCAGAUGAUAUGCUGCUACUUGCCAACUUUGUAAUGUCCUCAGAAUCCUUUAGGACAUCAGAAUCAUUUUCUCCAGUUUGCUUGCCAAGAUAUAAUCCUUUCGCAUUUUUGUAUGCCUAUAUCCAUUAUUUUGAUGCUGACACAUACUUGAUGUUGCUAACCACUAGUUCAGAUGCCUUUUAUCAUCUCAAGGAUUGUAGGAUUCGUAUCGAAAUGGUCCUUUUGAAAUCAAAUGUCCUUAGUGAAGUUCAGAGAUCCUUGAUAGAUGGUGGCAUGCACAUUGAGGAUCUGCUUGUUGACCCUUUAACCCGUUCUGAAUCAUCUCCUCAUCUGGGCCAGUACAAGCCUCCAACAGAGUCUCUUGAAAGGUUGAAGGAACCUUAUCUUGGUGUUGGCGGUCCUGCUGGAUUGUGGCAUUUUAUAUAUCGCAGUAUUUAUCUAGAUCAAUAUGUAUCUUCAGAGUUCUCGUCUCCAAUUAACACUCCUCGGCAGCAGAAAAGACUGUAUAGGGCGUACCAGAAACUUUUUGCAUCUAUGCAUGAUAAAGGAGGGGCCGCACAAAACUCAAUUUAG